GAGUGGUAUGGUGCUGUGGAUUUAGGGGAGGUUGCCAGCUGCCUGGGUCUUGCCUAGGAUGGACUCUUGGCCCUUCUCCUCCCUCUUGUGGGCAGGAUUCUCUUCCAGGGAAAGGCAAGCAGUGAUGGCGAGGCCUUUGCAGCCUACAGCUGGGCUGUUCCAUAAUUCCGGGGCUCGAAGCCAAUGGACUUCCUCCGACCCAAGAAAUCAGCUCUGGCUGCCCCUUCAUUCCCUAGAUAAGCAAUAGGCAGCCCCGAUUUAGCCUUUAUUCCUCUUGUGGGGGACGGGGAGUGCUUGUCUCUCCACUCCUGGGGUCUGUGGAAGUCAGGGGCACGCUUUUAAUCCCUGUAAACGACCCACUUACUCACAUCCACCUCUGGGGUUUACUCUGAUCUAUCUGGGUCUACACAAAUUUCCACAGCACCUCCUGCGUUCAGGGGCCCUGUGCUAGGCUGUGCUGUGAGCCCUGUGGAGCUGCUCAGUGUGCGGUCCCGGUUUGGGAGGAAGCAGAGGUGCAAACCCACAGGUAAUUGAUACAGUCAGACAGGUUUAAUCACCACGGAUGAAGGAGAGGCAUGCUACUGAGAGCCACGUUAGCACACCAAGUGGGCUUUGAACUUGGGAUAUCAGAAGGCUACUUUAGGGAGGCGAGGAGGAUCUGAGCUGGACCCUGAUGCCAGGAUAAGGUCUCGAAGAGGAUGAAGAUUCAUUUACUCGACAAAUGUUUAUUGAGCGCUGUUACGUGUCCAGGUGCCGUUUUAGAGCUUUGGAGCUGAGCGGUGGCAAGGAUGAGAUCUCCCUACUGGUGGAGCAGGAGUUCUUAAGCCUCACCAAAGAACAUCUCAUCUUGGUCCAAGAGGGCUCUGGGGAGCUUGCAACACCUAUUGUCACUCCCCAGGGGACUCGAGAGCUGGCGCCCUGCUUUCUUGUGCCUCCUCUCGGGGUAGACAGCACUGAGUAUGCAGGGUCCUCCAUAAUGGCUGGUGAGAAGCUUCGGGAGCAGAAGUUAUCCAUGCCCAUCAUCGGUAGCAGGCAGGACUCUGAUUCUGCCAUGUCUACAGUCACGGACAUCCUUCAUGCCGCCAAGGUCAAGAGUGUCAAAGGGACUAAGGACAAGGGCCAUAGUCUGGGUGCCUCUAAUUCGGAGAUCAGCAAGCUCCUGGCCCAGUUCCCGCUGAAGUCUACUGAAAUGUCCAAGGCCCCGGACAACAAGAUGGUAUUGGAAGAGACCAAGGUCAUUAAGGACUUCCUGCAGAAUAGCAUGUUCAAUGGCUCUGGACCCCGAGAGCCUAUGGGGCUGGGCCCAUUCCUGCUGCUGCCACCACCGCCUCCUCCCACACUCCCUGACAAGCUCCCUGAGUUCUCUCCUCCAAAGAGGCAGCUCCCAGUGUUUGCCAAGAUCUGCUCCAAGACCGAGGCUGACCCCAACCUUGAGGGCCACCACUGGAUUGAACGAACCCCUGGCACCAAAGAGCUGGCCAAAGGUCGAGAGAGCCUCUUUCUUAGCCAGUGGCCCCAGAGCCGGAAGGACACCUGUGGUGAGGAGGCUCACAGUGACGCAGUGGGCACCAUCUCCGUGACUCUGCCAACCAAGAAGCCUGUGUGGCCAGUUGAGAAGAACCUGCUCUAUGAGUUCUUUGGGACCACCAAAAACCCCAGCGGGCAGCUGAGGCUUCGAAGCAAAGUAGAUAUGGACGGGCUGGAUCUGAAAUUUAACCCACCCGCGACGGUGCCUGACAAGAACAACAUUAAGUAUGCUGGGAACGUUUUCGCCCCCCGCUUCACCACAGCCUUGACCUCCACCACCCUGAACCAGCCUCUCUGGCUCAAUCUGAACUGUCCACCUCCUCCGGUGUUUUCCAGCCACUCUACCUUCCCACAGUAUCAGGGCCUGUACCCACAAAGGUCAACCAGGAUGCCCUACCAGCAGGCUGUGCACCCCCCACUGGGGUGCUACUCCAGACAGGUGACACCGUACAAUCCACAGCAGAUGGGCCAGCAAAUCUUCCGCUCUUCCUACACCCCCCUGAUGAGCUACAUCCCCUUCGUCCAGCCCAACUACCCCUAUCCUCAGAGGACACCCCAGAAGCUGUCCGCCAAUCCCCGAGACCCUCCCCCGAUGGCAGGAGACGGGCCUCCAUACCUCUUCCCCCAGGGAUAUGGGUUCAACUCGGCGCCCAGCGGACCCGUGAUGAACAGCCCUUAUUUUUCCUCCAGUGGGAAUGGCAUCCGCUUUUAGACUUCUCUCUCUCCCCACCUCCUCUCUUUGCCCUUGGAUCAGGGCUAAAGGUUCUGGAAUUCUGGAUUCUGCAACAACUUGGUGUGAAGUUUGGAAAGCCAAGGUUCCAACCAGGUGGCCGACAGAAAACAGCAAGACCAGAUUCAUCUACUGACCAACGCUCACCUCAUAGCCCCCCUCACACACAGAGCACACCACUGACGCACCCCCCAUUCGUAAGACCACACAGGCACCUGUAUUUAGCUAACAAGACUGGUUUUUGUUUUUGUUGUUGUUGGUAAGAUAGAAAGUAAGACACUUAAUUUAGAACGUUUAUAUUUUAUGAUAAAAC
Molecule: messenger RNA, 2570 nt
Organism: Meriones unguiculatus (Mongolian gerbil)
Lineage: Eukaryota; Metazoa; Chordata; Mammalia; Rodentia; Muridae
Gene: C3H1orf94
Product: chromosome 3 C1orf94 homolog
Exons: 7
Coding region: 722-2239 (505 amino acids)
Source: RefSeq, a predicted model, not a curated record